Molecule: messenger RNA, 454 nt
Organism: Triticum dicoccoides
Lineage: Eukaryota; Viridiplantae; Streptophyta; Magnoliopsida; Poales; Poaceae
Exons: 2
Coding region: 16-426 (136 amino acids)
Source: RefSeq, a predicted model, not a curated record
GCCAUCCACCCCGCCAUGGCCGCUGAUGCCGCUGCUGUCGUUCAUCCCGCGGUUGAGGGGAUGGAUAAGAGCACCCCAAGCCCCUCCUCUCUCUCCGUGUCAAACCCUAGCGCCCACUUUCCCCAUCUCGCGCCCCUCACUCUCCCGCGGUGGAUCCCCUCCGCCCCGACGCCGUCCGUCGCCCUCACCUCCUCACCGGUCCUCCCGAGCCACGUAAAGACGUCGAGGAGCUUCGCCGGCCUCAUCCUCGUCGAUUCCAAGCAGCAGCUCAAGCGGGGGAGCGCCGCAUCGCCGCCAUCUGGUCGUCUUCCCUGCCACAGCCACGGCACCAUCGCCGUCGAUCUUCAACACCGGCGCCUCCCCGCGGUUCCGAGCACGUCCACGACCACCCUCACAACCCCGAGACUGCUGUUGAUGUCCUUGUGAUCGACUACGUCGACGACGACCCUCCUUC